Messenger RNA from Anastrepha ludens (Mexican fruit fly), 2988 nucleotides. RefSeq names its product general transcriptional corepressor trfA-like. The transcript has 3 exons. Bases 1072 to 2973 code for a protein of 633 amino acids. The record is from RefSeq and is a predicted model, not a curated record. Lineage: Eukaryota; Metazoa; Arthropoda; Insecta; Diptera; Tephritidae.
UUGUUGUUGGUGUGAGAGUUCUCCUUUUUGUUUCGAUUAUUUAUUUUGUAUGCUAACAAAUUCCUUACAAUAAUAAUAACAACAGCAAUAAAAGUAGUAUCAUCAACUAAAGCAACAAUAACAACAAAAGCGAGUGAUUGCAAUAAAUCCGCUAUCAGCUUACUUCGUUAAGGUUGACAAUCGGCACCAAACCAAAAACGAGCACAGAAAGAGUGCGUGGGAGGGGGAGUAGGAGAAGAAGGUGUAGCGGCCGUUGUUGGUGGCAAAAUUAGUGAGAGUACUGCAAGUGCUUUGUUUUGCAUUGUCAAAUAGGCUGGCAGUCUGUAAUUUCGUCAUUUCAUCAGCGAGUCGAGUCAGUCAUAUCGUCGGUAUGCAGCGAGUAUGUCAGUGAGCCACCCAACGAGGUGGGCACGCAGCUAGCCAGUCAGACAGACAGCAAGACGACGCCAGUAAAUCAACCAACCAGCUACAAAGUAGCGCGGCCAGUUGGCCCCACAGUCACUCAGUAACUUCAGUUAAGUUAGAGGGACCAGCCGCAAUCGUGAAACGCAAUCGAAGUAAUCGAGUCAAGUUAUUACAAAGCGGAGAAUUCUGCAGUAGAAAAGAAAGGAAUUAAAUAAGUGCGAGUGAGGGCGUUCUAAGAGUUCUACAAACAUACGCGUGUAGAUAAGUGAAAGUUUGCGGUGUGCCGUGUAAAAUUAAUCAGGUGGAAGAAAUUAGUUCAACCGUUUAAUAUUAAUUUAUAAACGCAAAUUUGAAAUUUAGCGCAACGUCCCCCUAAACGAGUUUGAUAGGAAGUAAGUGCAUCAGAAAUUCAAUUUGUUUAUUGCAAAUCAGUGUCGAACGACCUGUGCAAAGUGGAAGAAGGCUGCGCGCCAGUGUUGUCCUCGUAAGCGUGUCGUUCGCGCCUUUUCGUGUGUACUUGCGUGCCUUCUUGUGUCCUUCCUCAACGUGCGUCUACUGAACUCGUCCCAUUUUCGCAUGUAAUGGGACUUUCGUGUCCAUUCCACAUCCAAUCCAUUAUCUCUCCCGUCCAUUUGUUUAUCGUGUGUGGGUCUUGUGCUCGUUUCAAUGUUUACCUGCCAUCAAGACCGCUUUAAUAGCGGCAUAAUUUUGCAUCGACUUUUUGUGCUGAUUUCAACAUUUUGCAGUCGCAUCAUCAUGGCUCUCCGGCGUAUUGAUUCACUUAAACGGUUUAUAGAUCGUAUGCAAAAUUGGGCGAAUCCACAGCCCAGCCCCAGCAAUGACAACAACAAUAGCAGCAACAACAAUAAUAGCGUGAGUAGCGGUCAAAAUAGCAAUAUCAGUGGUAACAGCACAACCAGACCGCCUGAGGGUGAAGAGCAAGAAGUUGCAGCAGUAACAGUUACACCAGCAACAGUACAGUUAUAUCAUAACGACAGCAAUACACAUAGUUGCAGUAAUAAUAGCAGCAACAUAGCAAGCAAUGAAGAGCACUUGGUCGAGGUGCUGGUGGUGCCGGCGAAUGACACAAAAACUAUUGCAACAAAAACAGCCUUAAAAGAAAGCACAGUAGUGGAGGUGGCAACAAAAAACAGCACCAAUGCAGCUGACGUUGAAGCAGCCUUCGAAAGUCUGAAUGGUGAUAGAAACGUGGCAAAUGAGACUGCCACAAUGGCGGGGAGAGGAAAUGCCAUAGCACCCAUUGCGCGCGAAGAAGAAGACACUGUGGAGGUGUGGUCGUCGGAGGGUGAGGAUGGUACUGAUGUGGAAAUGGCUGAAAGCCAACCAGAUUACUGCUGCUGUUUAGUGAAUAACACCGAAGAGAGUAGCCAAGUCGAUGCGAAUUCCAAAGUUAAUCCAGUUGCAACAAUCACAGGCACUUCAACGCUAGCAGUGACGGUCACGCUCGCAUCGACGACGACGACGGCGACGUCACUGAUGACAGAAAAAUCAGUACAGCGUAGCAAAUCGCGUGUGCGUACAUAUUUGAAAAAGUGCAGGGAUCGGUUGACGGGUCAACAUCAACAGGUAAUCUCAAGCGAAAAUGCCACUACAACAGCAGGCUGCUCAACGUAUUUAGAAGAUGAAAAAUCUAAAGUAUUGACUGUCACUGAGGUGUUGAAAGUUGCACCCAACCGAAAUGCCAGUGAACUUAGCGGCGAGGAGGAGGCGUGCACUUGUAUAUUAAUUGCAACAACAGAGCAGCAGCAGAACGAAGCGGUAGAGGGCACGCUAUUAACCCUCACUGAAGAAGCAGAGGAGGAGGAGGAGGCAAGUGAAGAAGAGGGAACAGCAGCAGAAGCAGCAGCAGAAGUGAAUUCAGCAAGCGAACUAACUGAGCUGGUUUACGAGGAUAUUGACUUUAGCCUGUCGUCGGUGUUGAUGGACAGCAGCAGUUCGAAUGUCAGUGAUGACCAACACCAAUCGACACCGUUGACCUCUGCGCAUAACCGAGACGCCCUAACGUUAGCUGCUGACGUUGAUGACUCUGGUGAUUUACCUGUCGAAUGUAAAACAAGCGAACAGCAACAGCAACAACAAAAGCCACAAACUGCAGGCUUACGGCAAACACAAAGCCAGAAAAGCAAGAAAAACUUAGUUGCUAGAGAUGAAGAAGAAGGAGAACGGCAGCAGCAACAAAAUCAACAACAAAAACAACCGCUCAUGUGCAGCUACAACAGCUGUCCGCCACUUGUCAAGGAGGAACAAUUGGCGCAUGCCGUACGAAUGGACUCGAGCACCGCUGCACUGAUUGAUAAACACCUCGCCGCCAUUUAUCCUGUCUAUGCGGCAUGCACACGUGAAAUUUUAAUUCGUCAGGCACGUGAUUUACUCGUGAGUUCCUACUCUGCUUGCCUGGAGUCGUUCGAAAUAAAAUUCUUAUGCAAAUUUGCUGAAAUUGCUGCAGAGCUGCGCCAACGGCAUGCCAUCGGUGUGGUAAGUAAUGCAAUAUUGGUCUGUGUUGUUGUAUGUACUUAUAAUGUAAAAGUUCUUAUGGGCAAUACUUAGGUUAAAUAAUUUAAU